Messenger RNA from Aspergillus steynii IBT 23096, 2547 nucleotides. Its product is annotated as glycoside hydrolase family 3 protein. The coding region runs from base 1 to 2547 and encodes 848 amino acids. The record is from RefSeq and is a predicted model, not a curated record. Gene Ontology annotation, molecular function: beta-glucosidase activity. The transcript has a single exon. NCBI's taxonomy places the organism in Eukaryota, Fungi, Ascomycota, Eurotiomycetes, Eurotiales, Aspergillaceae. Gene Ontology annotation, biological process: glucan catabolic process.
AUGAGCCCGGAGACUUCCUCGCCCCUCGUCGACCAUCUCCUUCAGUCCCUCACACUCGAGGAGAAGGUCGACCUCCUCGCCGGCAAAAAUAUGUGGGAAACCACAAACAUCGACCGGCUGCACAUCCCCAGCCUAAAGAUGACCGACGGUCCAGCCGGCGCCCGAGGCUCCAAAUGGACAUACGGCUCUCUAACGACGUUCAUUCCAUGCGGUAUUUCGCUCGCCGCAACCUUCGACCCUGCACUGGUGGAGAAAGUCGGCACUGUCCUCGGACAGGAAACAUGGCGUAAGGGCUGCCGGGUCUUACUAGCACCAACCAUGAACCUAUCGCGCUCGCCGCUUGGAGGACGCAAUUUCGAAGGCUACGGCGAGGACCCGUACCUUGUGGGCGCGAUCGCGACAGCCAUGAUACGCGGGAUCCAAAGCCAGGGGGUAGCCGCUUGCAUGAAGCAUUUCAUUCUCAACGACACCGAGACGAGGCGGUUUAAUGUCGAUCAGACGAUUGAUGGGCGUACGCUGCGAGAGGUGUAUAUGAAGCCGUUUACCAUGGCUGUGCGGGAUGCGGACCCGUUGACAGCCAUGGUUAGUUACCCCAAGAUCAACGGGCUGCAUGCCGAUCUGAGUCCAGAGGUUUUGCCGCGUCUGCUGAGGGAGGAGUUGCGGUUUGAUCGACUCGUUAUGAGCGACUGGGGUGGGCUGAACAGCACCGUCGAGAGUUUGCUGGCUACCACAGACUUGGAGAUGCCGGGGCCUCCGAUAUGUCGGGGGCAGCGUUUGUUGGAUGCGAUUCGGAACGGGGACAUUAAUGUGGCGGCACACGUUGACCCAAGUGUUCGGCGCAUGUUGCAGCUUUUAGAGAAAACGGGAUUUUUGGGAAACACUGAGCAAAUAGUGGGAUCGGAACAAACAACAAGCGAUCCUAACUUCCAUAAGAUUGCCUGCGAGGCAGCACAGGGGGGUCUAGUGCUGCUGAAGAACGACGGCGUGCUUCCCCUUCGGCCCUCGACUCUCCAAAAAGUGGCAAUCGUUGGGCCCAACGCACGUAAGCCCACGGCUGGUGGAUCUGGCAGCGCCGCUGUGAAUCCCUUCUACAUCACUACCCCCGAAGAGUGUCUCCGGACUGCGUUGAAGGCUGCAAACCCGGACAUCGAGGUCACAUAUUACCCCGGAAUGCUAGACAGCUUGCGUGCACCUCUUCUAGGCGACUUGCUAACGGUCCCUGACGGGUCUCGCAACGGUCUCGAAGUGAAUUUCUUCGCGGGCCAUGCUUUCCAUGGAUCAGUGGUGGCGACUAGUCUGUGGGAUGACUCCCUAGUCUAUUUGUUCAGUGAUGGCGACGUGCCGGCCUCGUUAGACGGUCGUCCAUUCUGCUACCAGGCCUCGGGACUCAUUAAACCGCAGGAGUCCGGACGUUACACGUUGAGCCUGGCGAACACCGGGCAAGCAAAACUAUUCCUCAACGACGAGCUACUCAUCGAUAACAGUGAAUGGACCCGCACGACGGGUGGUUUCCUAGGUUGCUCGAGCGAGGACCGAACCGCCAGCAUUCAGCUAGAAGCAGGACGUGCCUACCGACUGCGCGUAGACAAUAUCGUCACACUGCCACUCGUGAAGGCAUUCGAUAACACACUGUUCCCGUGCGUGUCAGGUAUGCGUAUCGGCAUGGCUCGAGAUCUGGACGAGACAGCAAUACUGCAACAAGCAGUCGCUUCAGCGCGCCAGGCCGACGUGGCGGUGGUCGUGGUGGGCCAUAAUAAGGACUCAGAGGGCGAGGGAGGCGACCGCGCACACAUUCAGCUACCCGGUCGCACCGACGAGCUAGUGAGCGCUGUCUGUUCUGCAAACCCGAACACUAUCGUCGUGGUGCAGUCGGCCAGUGCAGUAACCAUGCCAUGGGUCGACGCUGCGCCGGGCAUAGUGAUGGCGUGGUAUCAGGGCCAGGAGAACGGGGAGGCCCUAGCACAGGCUCUUCUAGGUCACUGCAACUUCUCUGGAAAGCUGCCCAUCACGUUCCCGCGGCGGCUAGAGGAUCAUGGCUCGCAUGCUUGGUUCCCCGGUGAGGCGGCGCAGGACCGCAACACGCUCGGAGAAGGUGUGCUGGUUGGAUAUCGACAUUUCGAUGCGCGAGAGAUUCGUCCACUCUGGCCGUUUGGGUUUGGACUUUCGUAUACUCGGUUCGAGCUGGCUGACAUUCGUGUCAGCGGGACCUUGAGCGCUGUCUCCCCGGAGUCGCGAGUUCUGGUCCAUGUACGGGUGGUUAAUGUUGGAGGAUGCGACGGGCAGGAGGUGGUGCAGGUUUAUGUGGCUCCAUCAGCAAGGGUCGCGGAGAUGGGUCUGGUACACUAUCAAAAGACUCUGGCAGGGUUUGGCAAGAUUGAAGUGGCUGCUGGAAAGGCGCGCGAAAUGACCAUCUCCAUCUCAGGCUGGGAAUUUUCUUGGUAUGAUGCGAAAGCUGGUCGGUGGCAACUGGAUGCGGGCACAUAUAAGUGCUGGGUGGGCCGUAGUGUCUGUGAGAUUGAGAAGGAAUUAGAGAUUGUUGUAGAGUAG